This is a messenger RNA of Prunus persica (peach), 4538 nucleotides long. Its product is annotated as calcium-transporting ATPase 4, plasma membrane-type. Lineage: Eukaryota; Viridiplantae; Streptophyta; Magnoliopsida; Rosales; Rosaceae. Gene Ontology annotation, biological process: calcium ion transmembrane transport. Bases 477 to 4460 code for a protein of 1327 amino acids. Gene Ontology annotation, cellular component: intracellular membrane-bounded organelle; membrane. The transcript has 8 exons. Gene Ontology annotation, molecular function: ATP hydrolysis activity; calmodulin binding; P-type calcium transporter activity. The record is from RefSeq and is a predicted model, not a curated record.
AAUGCUAGCCGUUGGAUUGGAUUCAAAGAAGCUGAUCGGAGUGCUAGGGGCGUGACACGUGGCUUCUUUCCGUUAGAGCUGGCGUCAGUGCGCUGGUUCAAAUUUUUUUUACCAUUGACGCGUGUUGAACUGGCCUUCGAGUUAGCCCGAAUUGAUGGAACCCACUCCCAACCCGAGCUUGGACUCACCGUUGGAACGAAUUUUUUUUUUUUUCCCCAGCCUUGGCUCAGCUGCUCAGUGGAGUUGCUCUUACGGUAGGCCACAGGACAAACGUUUUGCACGCACAUGUACGGAAUCUUUCCUAGUCGUCCAACUAUCCGCGUGUGGACUUCUGGAUCUUAAAAGACUGCAACUCCAGACCUUUGGCUUCCCCUUCCGUUCCUUUCCUUCUCUCCCUCUAGUCUUCGCCUCCGAGCGACUCUCUCUUUUUCUGCGUCUCUCUGAAUGUUGUGAGGACUGAGAAAAAAACAGUGGAAAUGGAGAGGUACUUGAAGGACUUCGAGGUGGAGAACAAGAAUCCUUCGGAGGAAGCUAUUCGGAGAUGGAGAAAAGCCGUCGCGGUCGUCAAGAACCCUCGCAGGAGGUUCCGCUACGUCGCCGAUCUCGCUAAGCGGUCCGAGGCCGAGAAGAAGAAGCUUCAAAGACAGGAAAAGAUUCGAGUUGCUCUUUAUGUUCAGCAAGCAGCACUGCAUUUUAUUGAAGCUGGUGCUGGUGAUCGAUCCAAUGAAAAGCCAGGACAGGAUGAAUACAAGCUGUCUGAAGAUGCCAGAACUGCAGGUUUCAGCAUUCACCCAGAUGAACUUGCAUCUAUCAUGUGUGGCCAUGAUAUUAAGGCCUCGAAAAUGCAUGGUGCUGGUGAUCGAUCCAAUGAAAAGCCAGGACAGGAUGAAUACAAGCUGUCUGAAGAUGCCAGAACUGCAGGUUUCAGCAUUCACCGAGAUGAACUUGCAUCUAUCACGUGUGGCCAUGAUAUUAAGGCCUUGAAAAUGCAUGGUGGAAUUCAUGGGAUUUUAAGGAAAGUCUGUGUCUCGCUAGAUGAAGGUGUCAAGGAUAGUAACAUACCAAUCAGGCAAAAUGUUUAUGGCCUAAACCGCUAUACGGAGAAACCUCCCGGAACAUUUUUUAUGUUUGUAUGGGAAGCCCUACAAGACUUAACAUUAAUUAUCCUUAUGGUAUGCGCUGUGGUUUCAAUAGGAGUUGAAAUUGCCACUGAGGGUUGGCCAAAAGGCAUGUACAAUGGUGUGGGAAUUUUAACUAGUAUAGUUUUAGUGGUUAUGGUUACUGCUAUUAGUGACUACAGACAGUCGUUGCAAUUCAAGGAUUUGGACAGGGAGAAGAAAAAGAUUUUUGUUCAGGUCACUAGGGAUAAAAAAAGACAAAAAGUUUCCAUUUAUGACUUGGUUGUUGGAGAUAUUGUCCAUUUGUCAAUUGGGGACCAAGUUCCAGCUGAUGGGAUUUUCAUAUCAGGAUACUCUUUGCUGAUUGAUGAGUCAAGCUUGUCAGGUGAGAGUGAGCCGGUCAAUGUAUAUGAAGAGAAGCCUUUUCUUCUUUCAGGAACUAAAGUGCAGGAUGGGUCAGGUAUAAUGCUGGUGACAACAGUUGGUAUGAGAACUGAAUGGGGAAAGUUGAUGGAAACUCUGAGUGAAGGAGGAGAAGAUGAGACCCCACUGCAGGUAAAGCUGAAUGGUGUUGCUACAAUUAUUGGUAAAAUUGGUCUGAGUUUUGCUGUGUUGACAUUUUUGGUAUUGGCAGUAAGAUUUUUGGUGGAAAAAAUACUUAACAACGAGAUCACUGAUUGGUCUUCAACUGAUGCAGUAAUCCUAUUGAACUACUUUGCUAUUGCGGUAACUAUAAUUGUUGUUGCAGUUCCCGAAGGAUUACCAUUGGCAGUGCCGCUGAGCCUUGCUUUUGCUAUGAAAAAAUUAAUGAAUGAUAGGGCACUAGUAAGGCAUCUCUCAGCAUGUGAGACAAUGGGUUAUGCUAGUUGCAUUUGCACAGACAAAACAGGGACAUUAACCACAACCCACAUGGUAGUUAACAAGCUAUGGAUAUGUGAAAAAACUUUAGAUGUAAAAGGUAAUGAGAGUAAAGAAAUAUUGAGUUCAGAAAUAUCUGGAGCAUCAAGCAUCCUUUUACAGGUUAUAUUCCAAAAUACAAGCUCUGAGGUUAUUAAGGAAGAUGGAAGGACCUCCAUUUUGGGGACACCAACAGAGUCGGCAUUAUUAGAAUUUGGUUUACUUUUGGGUGGCGAUUUUGAUGCCGUGCGCAGAGAGGUUAAUAUUCUUAAGGUUGAACCUUUCAAUUCUGUGAGGAAGAAAAUGUCUGUGCUUGUAGCUCAUCCUCAUGGUGGUAAACGCGCCUUUUGCAAAGGUGCAUCAGAAAUAGUAUUGGGAAUGUGUAACAAAUUUAUUGACUUUAAAGGAGAAUCUGUUAUUCUCUCCCGAGAACAGGUAAAGAAUAUCACAGAUGUCAUUAAUUCUUUUGCUUCUGAAGCCUUGAGAACGCUCUGCUUGGCUUUCAAAAAUAUAGAUGACUCUUCCAUCGAAAAUGACAUCCCAGAUGAUGGCUAUACAUUGAUAGCAGUUGUCGGUAUCAAGGAUCCUGUGCGCCCUGGGGUAAAGGACGCAGUUCAAACUUGUUUAUCUGCUGGAAUAACUGUACGAAUGGUCACUGGUGACAAUAUAUAUACAGCUAAAGCCAUAGCUAAAGAAUGCGGCAUACUCACAGAAGAUGGUUUAGCCAUAGAAGGACAGGAGUUUCGUAACAUGUCUCUUGAGCAGAAGAAAGCUGUUAUACCGAGGAUUCAGGUGAUGGCUCGGUCUUUACCAUUGGAUAAGCACACCUUGGUAAAAACUCUGAGAGAUGAAUUUGGUGAGGUAGUUGCAGUGACUGGCGAUGGGGCCGACGACGCUCCUGCUUUGCACAAGGCAGACAUUAGACUUGCUAUGGGCAUAGCAGGAACAGAGGUUGCCAAGAAAAGUGCUGAUGUCGUCAUAUUGGAUGACAAUUUUAAGACUAUAGUAAAUGUGGCAAGAUGGGGACGUUCAGUGUACAUAAACAUUCAAAAGUUUGUGCAGUUCCAGUUGACAGUUAACGUUGUUGCUCUAAUAAUCAAUUUUGUUUCUGCAUGUGUCUCAGGAUCUGCUUCCCUUACGGCUGUGCAAUUGCUUUGGGUCAGCAUGAUUAUGGACACUCUUGGGGCAUUGGCACUGGGAACAGAGCCUCCAAGUGAUGGACUUAUAAAAAGGCCCUCUGUUGGUUGGGGUACAAGCUUCAUAACCAAGGCCAUGUGGAGGAAUAUCAUUGGCCAGAGUAUCUAUCAACUGAUUGUCCUUGGAGUUCUCAAUUUCUAUGGGAAACAGCUUCUUGGACUUUCUGGUUCAGAUGCAACUGAAGUUCUAGACACACUGAUAUUCAACGCAUUUGUGUUUUGCCAGGUGUUUAAUGAGAUAAACAGCCGUGACAUAGAGAAGAUAAACAUAUUCGUGGGCAUGUUUGACAGCCGGGUAUUCCUAGGCGUCGUGGUUUGCACAGUGGCCUUCCAAGUUAUCAUAGUAGAGUUCUUGGGAGCUUUUGCUAGCACUGUUCCACUAAGCUGGCAACUAUGGUUACUCUGCAUUUUACUUGGAUCAGUUAGCAUGCUUGUUGCAGUUGUGCUCAAGAACCCUUGCAGGAGGUUCCGCUUCGUCGCUGAUCUCGUUAAGCGGUCCGAGGCCGACAAGAAGAAGUGUCAAAUCCAGAUGCCCCUUCAUUCUGUCCCAGGCUCAUCAACCACAGCCUCCUUUGCUGAACCAGAAUUGGCAGAGUUUGAAGCUAUGGACCUGGAUGCUCAGCUGCAGAGGAUUGAAAAACUAGGAUCCACUCCAAGCAAAUCCAAGUCCGAAGCAGUGGAUGAGGCGGUGGACAGAAUAAAAAUCUGGCAGUCCACUGAGCUGGAUCUGGAUGAGAACAAAGAAAUUAUUGAUAAACUGAUGAAAGAUCUGGACCUGCUGCACAAGGAGAACAUGGCUUCUCGACCUAUUCUUGAGAUCAGCCUGGGUCUGGCCAGAGAUGUAAUCAACCUUCACAACCGAUAUGAAGAUCUCAAACCCUCCUUUAGUGCUUUUGAAUCCUGCAAGGCUACGCGUGAAGCCAAGCUGGUAGAAUAUCAGAAGCAGAAGUUAGAACUGGAUGCAUUGGUUGCAGACUACAAGGAGACUAAAUCCGCCGCUGAUAAGCUAGAAAAGGACAUUGAGAACCUCCAUAAGCAACUAGUUGUACUAAGGGAGAGGCAGAAGAAUCUUAGAGCUGGAUUGGGUGCGAAGACCAAGUCUAGUUUCCUUUUGCAAAGCAUGGUCGCAACUUCAAGGCAUGCACUAGAGAUUGCAGAGGCCUCCAUUCAUCAAGGAGUGCUUCUCCAGUUUGAGAUCUCCGUUAAGAAGGCUGGAUUGCAAGAGACUCUCAAGAAACUAGGCCUCUAGAAAAUAUCUAUUCUGUAAUAAAACUUAGUCAUUUAUUCAUGACAAUUAUGAAUGAAAAGUUCUAUUAAUUUCUGCCAA